This is a messenger RNA of Colletotrichum godetiae, 761 nucleotides long. RefSeq lists its product as uncharacterized. Lineage: Eukaryota; Fungi; Ascomycota; Sordariomycetes; Glomerellales; Glomerellaceae. The coding region runs from base 262 to 468 and encodes 68 amino acids. The record is from RefSeq and is a predicted model, not a curated record. The transcript has a single exon.
UGUAUUCGUCAAUUACCUUCAGUACCAGGAUCCUUCCGGGCGUCUGGACGAAAGACAGCGGCCCAGAGGGAGUACAAAAGCUCAAGGAGAGAAAUUUACUCCUCCUUGGAGUCUAGAGGAUGCCUGUGGGAACUCGGAUCCCUCGUUGCAGGAGGCGUCUGUUCCAAAUGAACAGAAGCCAGCUGGACCAGCAAGUCAGCGUCCUUAAUAGGCUUGAAGUCCUCGAGAUCAGCCCCUAGAUUAGAUUCUCCCUCGCAGCGCAUGGAUAGCAGACGGAAGAGUUCCUCGAAAAGGGCUAGGCUGCGUCGUAGCUCCUUGUGUUUGGAUUUAAGGACGGAAAAGCGUGUGAUGUCUGGGCCGAUAUCGUACUCGCAUGCGGUACGACCUCUGCUGUCGCACAAGAAGCAGAUAAAACCUCGGCCGUCGCAUUUCGACUUUCUCUACCGGCACCAACUGCAAGUAAUCUGAAUCUGAGCCCGGCGUCUUGGUGCAUAAGAGUUGGUCCCUGUGGCGGAUUGCUGGCUCGACCCUCGCUCUGAGAAGGUGACGUUGGCAGGUAGUCAGCCAACAGACAAAAGCUUGCGCUGUGGUUUCGCUGUGAUGUAUUGCACAGGCCCGUGAGUAGGCCUAGCUAGCCGCAGCCAGUUUUGCUGCGACGAGUUGGCAAUAGAUAGGGACGUAGUAAGAAGAGAAGAUGGACAAGCAAGGACAUGGAAUGACAAGUGAGUACCAGUCGCAAAGGAGGGCUGAGGUAGAUCGUC